This is a messenger RNA of Vombatus ursinus (common wombat), 3267 nucleotides long. RefSeq names its product argonaute RISC catalytic component 3 (gene AGO3). The record is from RefSeq and is a predicted model, not a curated record. Gene Ontology annotation, biological process: regulatory ncRNA-mediated gene silencing; regulation of stem cell proliferation. NCBI's taxonomy places the organism in Eukaryota, Metazoa, Chordata, Mammalia, Diprotodontia, Vombatidae. Gene Ontology annotation, molecular function: RNA binding; protein binding. The coding region runs from base 281 to 2818 and encodes 845 amino acids. The transcript has 19 exons.
UUCCCCACUGCAGAGCAGAAGCUGCAUCACUAGGGGGUGGGGGGAUGGGGGGCAGGGCUGGCAAACAGGGACCACCAGCCAAAGGCUCCUGACUCUUCCCUUGCUCUGCCACAUCUGACCCGACCCCAGUGGACCAAGAGAGAGGCAGCAUCGUCGCUCACAGGUGCCCAUUUUAAAAUGCAAUACUAAAGACUUGUGACUGGGAGGGCUCCAUAAGGUCGGCUCUACAGCUGCGGCUCGAGGGACAGAAGCUGGACCCGUUGGGGCACAGCCCCUGCUCAUGGUACCCAGACGUCCUGGCUAUGGCACCAUGGGCAAACCCAUUAAGCUGCUGGCCAACUGCUUCCAAGUUGAAAUCCCAAAGAUUGAUGUCUAUCUCUAUGAGGUAGAUAUUAAACCAGACAAAUGUCCUAGGAGGGUAAACAGGGAAGUGGUUGAUUCAAUGGUUCAGCAUUUUAAGGUAACAAUAUUCGGAGACCGGAGACCAGUUUAUGAUGGGAAAAGAAGCCUUUAUACAGCCAAUCCACUUCCUGUAGCAACUACUGGGGUGGAUUUGGAUGUUACCUUGCCUGGAGAAGGUGGAAAAGAUCGUCCUUUCAAGGUGUCAAUAAAAUUUGUAUCUCGGGUGAGCUGGCAUCUGCUGCAUGAAGUUCUGACAGGACGGGCUUUACCUGAGCCUAUAGAACUAGACAAACCAAUCAGCACUAACCCUGUUCAUGCUGUCGAUGUGGUGCUACGACAUCUACCCUCCAUGAAGUAUACCCCUGUGGGCCGUUCCUUUUUUUCUGCUCCUGAAGGAUAUGAUCACCCUCUGGGAGGAGGCAGGGAAGUAUGGUUUGGAUUCCAUCAAUCUGUUCGACCUGCCAUGUGGAAAAUGAUGCUUAAUAUUGAUGUUUCUGCCACUGCCUUCUACAAAGCACAACCUGUAAUUCAGUUCAUGUGUGAAGUCCUUGACAUUCAUAAUAUUGAUGAACAACCAAGACCUCUGACUGAUUCUCAUCGGGUAAAAUUCACCAAAGAGAUAAAGGGUCUGAAGGUUGAAGUGACUCAUUGUGGAACAAUGAGGCGGAAAUAUCGUGUUUGUAAUGUAACAAGGAGACCUGCCAGUCAUCAAACCUUUCCUUUACAGUUAGAAAAUGGCCAGACUGUAGAAAGGACAGUAGCACAAUAUUUCAGAGAGAAGUACAACCUCCAGCUGAAGUAUCCUCACCUUCCCUGUCUUCAAGUGGGACAGGAGCAGAAGCAUACUUACCUGCCUCUGGAAGUCUGUAAUAUUGUGGCAGGACAACGGUGCAUUAAGAAGCUGACUGACAAUCAAACAUCCACCAUGAUCAAGGCAACCGCAAGAUCUGCUCCUGAUAGACAAGAAGAAAUUAGCAGAUUGGUGAGAAGUGCAAAUUAUGAUGCUGAUCCAUUUGUUCAGGAAUUUCAGUUUAAAGUUCGGGAUGAAAUGGCCCGUGUAACGGGACGUGUACUCCCCGCUCCUAUGCUGCAGUAUGGAGGACGGAAUCGAACAGUAGCAACUCCAAGCCAUGGAGUAUGGGACAUGCGAGGGAAACAGUUCCACACAGGUGUUGAGAUCAAAAUGUGGGCUAUAGCUUGUUUUGCUACUCAGAGACAGUGCCGAGAAGAAAUAUUGAAGGGUUUCACAGACCAGCUCCGUAAGAUUUCCAAGGAUGCAGGGAUGCCCAUCCAGGGCCAGCCUUGUUUCUGCAAAUAUGCGCAAGGUGCAGACAGUGUGGAGCCCAUGUUCCGGCAUCUCAAGAACACCUACUCGGGACUGCAGCUUAUCAUUGUUAUUCUGCCUGGGAAGACACCUGUGUAUGCGGAAGUGAAGAGAGUAGGAGACACACUUUUGGGGAUGGCUACUCAGUGUGUUCAAGUGAAGAAUGUUAUAAAAACAUCUCCUCAAACCCUCUCAAACCUGUGCCUAAAGAUUAAUGUUAAACUAGGAGGAAUCAAUAAUAUCCUUGUACCUCAUCAAAGACCUUCUGUGUUCCAACAACCAGUGAUCUUUUUGGGAGCAGAUGUCACUCAUCCACCUGCUGGUGAUGGGAAGAAACCUUCGAUUGCUGCUGUUGUAGGCAGUAUGGAUGCCCACCCAAGCAGGUAUUGUGCCACAGUAAGAGUUCAAAGACCCCGACAGGAGAUCAUCCAAGAUUUGGCCUCCAUGGUCAGGGAACUUCUCAUCCAGUUCUAUAAGUCAACUCGAUUCAAGCCCACUCGCAUCAUCUUUUAUCGGGAUGGUGUUUCUGAGGGCCAGUUUCGGCAGGUAUUAUAUUAUGAGCUGCUUGCAAUUCGAGAAGCCUGCAUCAGCUUAGAGAAGGACUACCAGCCUGGCAUCACCUACAUUGUGGUGCAGAAACGCCACCACACACGGCUGUUUUGUGCUGACAGAACCGAAAGGGUUGGAAGAAGUGGAAACAUCCCAGCUGGAACAACAGUAGACACGGAUAUUACCCACCCCUAUGAGUUUGAUUUUUACCUCUGUAGUCAUGCUGGAAUACAGGGUACCAGCCGUCCCUCACACUAUCACGUUUUGUGGGAUGAUAACUGUUUUACUGCGGAUGAACUUCAGCUGCUGACUUACCAACUCUGCCAUACAUAUGUGCGUUGUACUAGAUCUGUUUCGAUACCUGCACCAGCGUAUUAUGCUCACCUGGUAGCAUUCAGAGCCAGAUACCAUCUUGUGGACAAAGAACAUGACAGUGCUGAAGGAAGUCAUGUUUCAGGACAGAGCAAUGGUAGAGACCCACAAGCUCUCGCCAAGGCUGUACAGAUUCACCAAGACACCUUACGCACAAUGUACUUUGCUUAAAAAAAGGAGUCCAAGUGUACUCACUGAGGAAAAAACUGAAAAUGAAUUCACAUACAAUGUAUGUUUCCAGUGGGGUCAGUUGAAUGGGCAUGCAUACCUCCAGCCACAGGGAGGCCAGCCCUGUGGAGGGCCGGGGGCUGAUCCUCAAAUUGACGCACGGAACAUUGUUUACUUCAUCGAGGAACACAGCACUAUUAUGCAAUAUGAAACCAGCCAACUGCUUUUUGUGCGGUCUCCCAUAGGAAGUAUCGCAAUCCAUUUUUUUUUUCCUUGUAGUUUAAACCCUUCUAAUGCCUUUACCUCAAGUUGCUUGGCAGCACAACUAUCUUUGCAAAAAAAGAAAAAAAAAAAGAAAAGAAAAUUAUGGUUUAACAGAUAUACACCCACAGAAACAAUCAAAACGAUUGUUCAGAAGAAAUGUGCAAAAAGUUAGUGUUAUACAUGUAAAA